Messenger RNA from Cetraspora pellucida, 714 nucleotides. Lineage: Eukaryota; Fungi; Glomeromycota; Glomeromycetes; Diversisporales; Gigasporaceae. The record is from the annotation of a GenBank genome assembly.
AUGACCAAACAAAGAGUUUCUACUUUUAACAAGAAGGUAGCAACUUAUGAACAAAUACAGCCACCUCAUAGUUGGGAAGAGGUUUAUCAAAGUAUUAAAGACUACAGAAAAACUAUAGUUGCUCCUGUUGAUACAAUGGGAUGUGAAAGAUUGGCUGAAGAACCGAAUGAUAUUAUUACGCCUCAGACUUCCAGAUUUCAGUCUCUCAUAGCGUUGAUGCUCUCAUCACAAACUAAAGAUCAAGUUACCGCUGCAGCUAUGCAAAGUCUUCGUCAACAACUUAGAGGAGGCUUAAAUAUAGAAACUAUAAUGCAAAUAGAUGAAGAAUUCUUAGAUCAAUGUAUUUCGAAAGUAGGAUUUCACCGUAGAAAAGCAAAAUAUAUUAAGCAAGCUGCAAAAAUCUGCAAGGAAGAGUAUAGUGGGGACAUUCCCAAUAGUGUUGAAGGAUUAAUGAAAUUACCAGGUGUUGGUCCAAAAAUGGGCAUUGGUGUAGACGUUCAUGUACAUCGCAUCACAAAUCGAUUAGGUUGGUGUAGAACUGAAAAGGCAGGACCAGAAGCUACUCGCCAGGCCCUGGAAUCCUGGCUUCCAUACUCGUUUUGGCAAGAAAUAAAUCCAAUGUUUGUUGGAUUUGGUCAAAUUACAUGUUUACCAAGGAAUCCCAGAUGUUUAGAAUGUCCAGUAAGAAACAAAUGUCCCUCAGCUAGUACAUGA